Messenger RNA from Penicillium chermesinum, 2106 nucleotides. RefSeq names its product putative cell cycle control protein (Cwf19). Gene Ontology annotation, biological process: mRNA splicing, via spliceosome. The transcript has 2 exons. Lineage: Eukaryota; Fungi; Ascomycota; Eurotiomycetes; Eurotiales; Aspergillaceae. The coding region runs from base 1 to 2106 and encodes 701 amino acids. Gene Ontology annotation, cellular component: post-mRNA release spliceosomal complex. The record is from RefSeq and is a predicted model, not a curated record.
AUGACGCUGGAGGACUUUGAGAAAUCGCUGGCCAAAGAUCAGGAGCGGAGAAGGGAGAAAGGUGAUAGGGACCGACAUCAUCGCGACCGCAGCAAGGAUCGAUCGCGACACCGUCACCACCGCUCCAGUCACCAUCACCGACGCUAUUCGUCCCGAUCUCGCGACCGAGAGCGCGACCGAGACCGGGAUUCUCAUCGCCAUGACGAUGACAGGCAUCGACACAAACGACCCCGACACUCAACAGACCAUGGAGAUGAUGAUGACCAUACCCAGAAGCGUCGGCAAAGACACUCCAGUCGGGACCACGACGAUCCCUCUGCUACGGUGGUACCAGAAGAACCGAGUGGCUUGAAGCGCGAUUCUUGGAUGGAAGCUCCGUCAGCCCUCGAGGUUGACUAUGUGCAGCGCCGCCCUACUACAAAGCUGGAAGAAGGAGUCAAACCUAAGAUGCUUUCGGCGGAUUACGAACUCAAAAUCCACAACAAGGAGCUCAAUUCUCAUCUUCGUGAUUUGAAGGAGGGCAAGGACCUCGAAAACAUUGCAGAAGAACCGGCACAGCAUGAAGUGGAUUAUACGUUUGGUGAUGCCGGAGCUCAAUGGCGAAUGACCAAGCUAAAAGGUGUCUACAGAGAGGCCGAAGAAAGCGGCAGACCCGUUGACGAAGUCGCUCUUGACAGAUUUGGCGAUCUUCGCUCAUUUGAUGAUGCUCGAGAGGAAGAGAUCGAGCUGGACCGCCGCAAGACCUAUGGCAAGUCUUACGUUGGCAAAGAGAAGCCAAGUGGAGAGCUGUUUCAAGAACGAAAGAUCAAGACUCUAGGAACGAGAGAUCGCGGAGAACAUGUUCGUGAUCCAGAACAAGAGUACUCAGCAACGGGCCAGGGCCAAGAAAUGGAGACCGAACCUCCUGUGAACACUACACAGAUUCUGGACCAAACCGCGCUGAAUCGACUGAAGGCUCAGAUGAUGAAGGCUAAGCUGAAAAAGGCCCCCGAUGCAGCCGAGCUUGAGGAGCGGUAUAACACCGCCGCUGCCGCCUCAAUGGCUAAUCACAAGGAACCGGAUGUGGUGGUUCUGGGAGUUCAGCACAAUCCCAUGCUGGCGGGCCAUGGAAACGAAGUCAAAGCCGUCGACACAAAGCGAGGCCGUGAAAGAGGCCAGGUCCAAGAAAACGAAGACAUGAGCAUUGAGGAUAUGGUCCGUGAGGAGCGCAGGACCCGGGGCCAGGCAGGGGAGAAGGGCAACAGCUUGCAGAACGGAUUGCCAAGGACGGCAAAUUCGAAGUCAAAUGAGCUCGAGUACCUCGACGACAAUGCAUCUAAGCUGGCUAAGAGAGUCCACCGCUCAGAAACCAAUCUCAUGAACUCGACAGUCAGUGAAUUUCACAAGAUGAACAGGAUUCUCGACAACUGCCCCCUUUGUCAUCAUGAGGAUACCAACACGCCACCUCUCGCUCCAGUUGUGUCGCUUGCCACUAGAGUAUAUUUGACCCUGCCCACGGAGCCCGAGAUCAGUGACGGCAGUGCCACAAUAGUGCCAAUUCAGCAUCGAACUAAUCUCAUAGAAUGCGACGACGAUGAAUGGGAGGAGAUCCGGAACUUUAUGAAGAGUCUGACCCGCAUGUACCAUGACCAGGGCCGGGAUGUGAUCUUCUACGAAAACGCAGCCCACCCACAGCGCAAGCGUCACGCCUCCAUGGAAGCAGUCCCAUUACCAUACAGCCUCGGAGAAACAGCGCCUGCAUUCUUCAAGGAAAACAUUCUCAGUACCGAGGGUGAAUGGUCACAACACCGCAAACUUAUCGACACGCUCGCAAAAUCUAAGCAGGGGCUUGGACGAUCAGCGUUCCGCCGGAUGCUCGUGAAGGAAAUGCCAUACUUCCAUGUAUGGUUUGAGCUUGAUGGUGGCCUCGGUCAUAUCGUUGAAGAUGAGAACCGCUGGCCUCGCGGUGAUCUGUUUGCGAGAGAAACGAUAGGCGGCAUGCUGGAUGUUGCCCCGGAGGUUAUCAGACGACAAGGCCGUUGGCACCGAGGAACUGAUCGCAGGCUGGAGGGGUUCCGAAAGCGCUGGCGGAAAUUUGACUGGACUCGUAUCUUGAUGGAAGAAUGA